CCUGAAACAGAGAUAGAGAGAGCGAAUUGCAAAGAGAGGCAACCAUGGCUGACAGAGGUGGAGCCGACAGAGCCGGUGGCGAGAGAGGCCGCCGUGGAUUCGGGGGACGGGGAGGUGACCGAGGAAGGGGUCGUCGCCGCGCCGGCCGCCGCGACGAGGAGGAGAAGUGGGUUCCCGUGACCAAGCUCGGCCGCCUGGUGAAAGAAGGCAAGAUCCGCAGCUUGGAGCAAAUCUACCUCCACUCGCUCCCCAUCAAGGAGUACCAGAUCAUCGACACCCUCGUCGGCCCCGGCGUUCUGAAGGACGAGGUCAUGAAGAUCAGCCCCGUCCAGAAGCAGACCCGCGCCGGACAACGCACCCGGUUCAAGGCCUUCGUCGUCGUCGGCGACGGGAACGGCCACGUCGGAUUGGGCGUCAAGUGCAGCAAGGAAGUCGCCACUGCGAUUCGCGGCGCAAUCAUUCUGGCGAAGCUGUCCGUGAUUCCGGUCAGGAGAGGGUACUGGGGGAACAAGAUUGGGCUGCCGCACACGGUGCCGUGCAAGGUCACCGGGAAAUGUGGCUCCGUCACCGUCCGGAUGGUGCCCGCUCCGCGUGGUGCUGGGAUCGUCGCGGCUCGUGUGCCGAAGAAGGUUCUGCAGUUUGCUGGGAUUGAGGACGUUUUCACUUCCUCCCGUGGAUCCACCAAAACCCUUGGCAAUUUCGUGAAGGCUACAUUUGAUUGCCUCCUGAAGACGUAUGGUUUCUUGACCCCUGAUUUCUGGAAGGACACCCGCUUCACCAAGUCGCCUUUCCAAGAGUACACCGAUCUUCUGGGAAAGCCAACCAAGGCCCUUAUCCUUGAAGACGUCGAGAGAACCGAGGCUUGAUGGUGAAAAUUUCUUGAAAGACGAGUUGAUAUAGGAUCUCCAAAAAGGCAGUCAGUAUGAAAUACUUGGUUAGCUUCUUGAGAACGAUAAUCUUGUCAAUGUUGCUCUGUUCUGUGUUGAGUUUGUUUAGGAUACAGUUUCGAAUUCCAUCUUCGAGGUUGUAACUUGGUUUUCUUUCGCUUCAAUCGAAAUUUUGAUGGUCUGUUGCUUGGAUAUUGAAUUGUGUGCUGCCUCUCAUCAAUUUGCUGCACUCUAUAUUACUUAGAUAGAUGCAAGAACUGGCUAGAGAAAUUAUCACUUGACAUGGAUUGUAAUAGUCAAAAUUUUGAUAAUUGGUA
This is a messenger RNA of Linum tenue, 1204 nucleotides long. The record is from the annotation of a GenBank genome assembly. NCBI's taxonomy places the organism in Eukaryota, Viridiplantae, Streptophyta, Magnoliopsida, Malpighiales, Linaceae.